GGAAGCAGGGGGUUUGGGGGGACGCCCCUAUGGAUGCUACGAGUGCGGGAAAAGUUUCGGCAGCAGUUCGGCUUUAUUAACCCACCGGCGGAUCCAUACGGGCGAAAAACCCUAUAAGUGCCCCGACUGCGGCGAUCGCUUCAAUCAAAAUUCGGCGUUAGCGGCUCACCGGCGCAUCCAUACGGGCGAAAAACCCUAUAAGUGCCCCGACUGCGGGAAGGAUUUCGGUCACGGUUCGACGUUGGUUAAACACCGUAGAAUCCAUACGGGGGAGAAACCUUACGUUUGCGAAGAAUGCGGGAAACGUUUUAGUAUCCGUUCGACCCAUAUCCGACAUCGGAAAACCCAUACGGGCGAACGACCCUAUAGGUGUCCCGACUGCGGGAAGAGUUUUAGUGACAGCUCUUACUUCGUGCAGCACCAACGCCUUCAUAUAGGCGACAUGCCCUACGUCUGUCGCGAUUGCGGGAAGCAUUUUAUAUGGAGCUCGGCUUUGAUUCGUCAUCGGCGAAUCCAUACGGGUGAGAAACCCUACCAGUGUCCGGAUUGCGGGAAGAGUUUUAGCGAGAAUUCGACGUUACUACGGCAUCGCCGCAUCCAUACGGGCGAGAAAUUCUAUAAGUGCACUCAAUGCGGGAAGAGCUUCAACGACAGCUCCUCGCUGAUGCGUCACCAACGCGUCCACACCGGUGAAAGACCCUACCAGUGUCCCCAGUGCGGGAAGAGCUUCGUGGACAGCUCGACCCUCAUCUGUCACCAGCGGAUCCAUACGGGCGAACGCCCCUACGCGUGCCCCGACUGCGGGAAGAGCUUUACGGAGAGCUCGACGCUCAUCACCCACCAUCGGAUCCAUACGGGCGAGAAACCCUAUACGUGUCCCGAGUGCGGGAAGAGCUUC
Molecule: messenger RNA, 898 nt
Organism: Pelecanus crispus (Dalmatian pelican)
Lineage: Eukaryota; Metazoa; Chordata; Aves; Pelecaniformes; Pelecanidae
Source: RefSeq, a predicted model, not a curated record